Molecule: messenger RNA, 6198 nt
Organism: Emiliania huxleyi CCMP1516
Lineage: Eukaryota; Haptophyta; Isochrysidales; Noelaerhabdaceae
Exons: 15
Coding region: 1-6198 (2065 amino acids)
Biological process (GO): vacuolar acidification
Cellular component (GO): RAVE complex
Molecular function (GO): protein binding
Source: RefSeq, a predicted model, not a curated record
AUGUGUGUGGUCAGCUGCCGAGCAGCCUCGCUUGGCGGCGUCGGCACACACAGCGCCGCUCGACAACAGACAGCCCAUAUUUCGUCGCUCGCCCGGCCCGCCGCCGCGAGGCAGCAGGUCGCGGUCACCAACGAUCGCGGCGUGCUCCGCCUUGCCAUCUGCGCCGGCGAUCGCGUCCUCCUCUCCCUUGCCGACCCUUGCGUGCUCACGCAGACGCUCGGCCCAUUUCCCGCCGGCUCGGUGAACUGUGUCAGCUGGACGGCCAGCGGGGACGCACUUGCCGUUGGCGUGGGCGCGACCGCCCGCGUGUACGAGCGCACGCGUGACGGUGGCGCGGGGAGCAGCUGGCGCUGGGAGGAGACGGCGGUGCUGACGCCGACGACGGGAGGCGGUCGGCGCCCGUCGUCCUCGGGUGACCCGCUGCCAGCGGUGGAGGCGGGCGAGUUGGCGGCGCUGGCUUGGAGCGGCGUGUUCGGCGCCAGGCGCGCGCUCUGGGGCGCCGCCGCACACGUGCUUAUGCUUUGGACGCAGCCGGCGGACGCAGGCGCCGCCGCAGACGCCUCCGAGUGGCAGCUGGCGUGGCGGCGGCAGCUCGCGACGCCCGUCAGUCUGCUGGCUGGCUGCGGUGGCGCGGCGGCGCUGCUGGCAAGCGCCGGCGACGGCGACCGCCUCGCCAAGGUGUGGCACCCUGAGCCGCCGGACGACCAAGCGGCGACGGGACGGCUGCCGCGCCGCCGCGCCGCCGCGCCGCCUCCGCUCCGCCUCGGCUUUAGCUACCUCUGCCACCCGGCGCCGGUCGCGUCGCUCGAGUGGCGUCCGGCGCCGGCGGCUGGCGCUGGCGACCCCUCUUCGCCGGAGACGAGCGUCUUGCUCUCGCUCUGCCGAGACGGCACACCACGGCGGUGGGUCGACCAGGGCCGCACCCCACGGCUGUGGAUGAUGGCGGCGGCCGGAGGCGGCGGCGCGCCUCGCCCGUGCCUGGCUCCUAGAAGCUGGAUGGGGACCGCUGCAGUCCCGACUGGCACUCGAGAGGACGCGCACUCGGCUGUCUGCAGCCGUCUGCUCGGACUCGAGGCGGGUGCGAGCGCCACGCUGCGCGAGGAGGACGCCUUCCUCCUCGCCCUCCUCGCAGACGGCUCGCUCCACGUGUGGCUCGUCGCCGGUGGCGCGUCACCGUCCCCGCGGUGCGCGCCAAAGACGCUGCUGUGGGCCAGCCUGCACCGCGCACUGCCGCACGCGCAGGCCUUCUUCUUCGGCACCGGCUUCAGCCACCUCGCGCAGAGGCUCGGCGCCGCGGAGCCUUGGCCCGGCUCCGACUCGGACAGCCUCCCGGCCUCCGUCUCGCUCGUGCUGCACAGCGAGGGCGGCGGGCUCUGCCUCAGCACCGUCCAGCUGCAGCGGGCGCACGUCGGCGCGCGGGCCAGCCGUGGGCUACUCACUGGGCAUGACGCCCGGGCCCUGCUUGUCGCGCUGCACGAGCACGAGAGCGAGCCGCUGGUCGCAUCGCUCGACGCUGCCGGCGAGGUUGCCGUCUGGGAAAAGGCGUGGGACGGGGCGGCCUCCGCGGCCGCGGCCGCCAGCGGCGCGAGUAGCGCCGCGAGGCGGCGGCACGCGGCGGCGCACGGCGACAGCGAUGCGCUCGGCACCGGCGCGCUGCGUUGUGUGGGGGUGGCCCGCGUCGACGCGGCGGCGGCGGCGUGGCUGCCGGGUCGGCUGCUCCUUCUGCGUGAGGGCGCGGGCCGCGGUGAGGAGGGGAGCGGCUGCCCCAGCUGGGGCGUGGCCACCGCCCUACCGAGCCCUUGGGCAGAGCCGCGCCCAGCGUCGCGCAGGACAGGCGCGUGCUGGCUGUGCGCCACGCUCUCCGCCACAGGGGGGGCGCGCGGGGGCGGUGGCGCGAGCGGCAGAGGGGGCGGAGGCCGAGGCGGGGCGGACGGGCUGCUGCUCAAUGGCGAGCGCGGCGCGGCGGUGCUGUGGCGGAGAGAGCCCUCCUCUCCCGCCGCCGUCUCCGCCCCCCCGCUCGCUUGGGGCCGCGAGCUCUCUCUGGGUGGGUCGAGUCGCCCCGUGCUCGCCGCGGCGAUGGCGCCGCGGCCACUGGCCAGAGCGGCGGCUGCCGCCCAGACUCGCUCGUGCAGCGUGCUGGUGACGGCGGCGAGCGGCGAGGGGGCGGGCGAGGCGGGUACGACCCUCUUCUUCUGGGACAUCGAGCCCGUGGGCGGGAGGGACGAGACCCUCGUGCCGUUUGCUUCGGUGGCGCUGCCUCCCCAAGGGCCGGUGACCGCCAUCGCGUGGGAGGGAGGCGGCGCGCGCCUCGCCGCGCUGAUCGGCAAGCCUGCCUUUCCUGCCUCUGCCGGCGCGAGCGGGAGGGUGAUCGAGUUGCCACGCGACGAGGGAGGGCGCGACGGCGGAGGCGAGGCGGGCGUCGCUCGCGCGUCGGUUUCCGAUGCGGCCUCGCGCGCCGCGUCGGAGGCCGCCGCCGCCGCAGCCGCACCAGGCCCCUCAGGAGGCUUGCCUCUCCUCGCCUGGCUGGGGGCUUCGGCCGUGGCUGUGGGCAGCGGCGGCUCGAGCCCAUCUCCUCGAGCCCGCCUCCUCGUCUUUUCCCGCGAGCGCGUGGGCGGCGGCGGCAGCGGCAGUGGCCACGAGGGUGGCGAUGGCGGUGGCAUGCAUGGCUUGGGCCGCUGGUCACGCCGCGCGGAUGUGCCUCUUGCGGGCGUGUGCGGGAGGCCGUCGACCAUCUGCCGGUCACGGAGCGGCGCGUUCCUCCUCGCAUCCGGGCCGCAACUGUUCCUCUGCCCGCACGUCCCCUCGCGGAGCAGCACAGGGGGUGGCCCCACGACAACGCUCUGCUCAGAUUUGCCGCCGCCGUGGCACCCACACGUGCUGCAGGAGAUGCUCUUGCUCGGCGAGAGCGCAGCCGCGGAACGUGCCAUCCGCCACGUCUCGGCUCGUUUGGCCCGCGGAGAGGAUGGCGUCGGCCGCUGGAGAGCCCGCAAGGCGGGCCCGGCGUCGGCGGCGGAGGAGGAGGAGGCGGGCCCGGCGUCGGCGGCGGAGGAGGAGGCGGAGGCGGAGGCGGUGGAGGCGGCGGAGGCGGCGGAGGCGGAGGCGGCGGAGGCGGCGGAGGCGGCGGAGGCGGCGGAGGCGGCGGAGGCGGCGGAGACGGCGGAGGCGGCCUCACAGGACCGCACCUGGCCGGCGCUGCGCGCGGUUGGCGCCGGCUUGUGGCUGCCGCGAGGAGACGCGUUGCGGGCUGCUCUAGAGGCCGCGGCCAAGGCCAAGUUCUCUGCGACGCGCCGCCCCGAGGCGUGCGCGUUGCUCUACCUCGCGCUGGGCAAGAAGGGUGCGUUGCAGGCGCUUUGCCGCGUUGUGCGGGACGAGAAGCUGGGUGGGUUUCUCGCGCACGACUUUCAGGAGCCGCGCUGGCGCUCCGCCGCCAAGAAGAACGCGUUUUCCCUGCUCUCGAAGCAGCAGCACGGCCUCGCCGCCGCUUUCUUCCUCCUCGCGUCGGACGUCGAGGCGGCGGCGCGCGUUUGCUCCCGCCAACUUGCCGACGUGCAGCUCGCGAUCGUCAUCGCGCGCUUGCACGAGGCCGAGGCGCCAGAGCUGUUCGGUGCGAUAGUCGAGCACGAGCUGCUGCCCCACGCGGAGGCGGAGGCGGACGCGUGGCUUGUGGCCGUGUCGCACAUGCUGCUCGGCCGCCCGCUCGAGGCGGUGCGCACCCUCUCCGCGGCCGGUGGCCAGACGUUCGCCGCAGCGGGGGAUUCGUCGCCAAUGGGGGGUGCUCGGGAGGCAGAGGGGCUCGACCCAAAGACGUCACUGCGGCGCGCGUCCUCGUACGAGCCCGGCUGUCGCAUCGCGUUUGUGCACGAGCUGCUCGCCGCGCCAACGUCUGCGCCUUUGCGUGAGGCGCUUCGUGCCGGUGGCUUGCUCGCCGAGGUGGCACCGGCCUCCGGAGGAGCUGAGUGCGCUCGUGGGGUGAGGGGGCGCGCGGGGGCCAUGCUUCCGCUCACCCUGUUGAACGCAAGCAUCGACGCGGCCGUCGCGAGCGGCAGCCCCGCGCUCGCCGCGUCGGUGGUGCGUCGCGUCCCGAAGCCGGCCUUGCUCGGCUCGGAGGGCGCGCGCGCGUGCUUGGGCGCGCAAUACGUCUACCAGCGCGCCGCGGCCUUGCUGGCCUCCUCGCGGGCGUGGCCGCCCGAGGGGGGCGCUGGCUUGCGCGAGGUGGAGACGCGUCUGACGGCCGCGGCGCCGUUUCUCUGUGCGGCCGCCGACGAGGUCGCCGAGUGGCUCUGCGUGCCGCGGCGCACAGUGGAGGCAGAGGCGCUCUGCUUGGCGCUCCUCCUGUGCGUGUCAGCUUUGGGUGUGGGUAGCGGGGGGGCGCAGAGGCUCCUUGGGGACGAGGCUCGCGCUUGCUGGCAGCGAUUGUGGCGAGGACUUGACGCCGUGCCCGCUGAGGCGCCGCCUCCCGGCGACGACAACGUCAACGACGCCGAGGCGGCUGCGUAUGCGCGGGCGCGGCUACUACUUGCUUUGGUCGAGCGGCUCGAAGAGGCCGUCUCUAGUGGCGCCGCGGGUGUCGGCGGCGGCCAUCAGGAAGCGGGCGGCGGCGUGACGGCUGACGCAUCACCCGGGCGGAGGAAGGAGCAGCCAUUCUGCAGGCAGUCGCCCGAUUCUGUGGGAGCUGUCAGCACGGCGGCCCUGCUCCCGCCGUCGGUUUGCGAGGCGGGCGCGACGGGCACGUCGAGCGCGACGGGCGCGUCAGGUCUUCCACCGCCGCCGCCGCCUCUCUGGCUACCAAUGCCGGCGGAGUGCGUUCUAUCAGUGCUCGCCACUUGGCGUUCGCUGUUGCUCGCGCGCAUCGCCGCCAUCGACACGCGUUUGCCGCCCGAGAGCUGGCCUGUGGGCCCGCUCUGGCUGCGUGGCCGCAGUCGCAGCAGUCUCGAGCGGUUGUGGGCCGUGGUCGUCGCAGAGGAGGAGGGCGACGACGGCGCCGUCGGAGCGUCGCCCUUGUGGCCGUUGUACGGUGCGGUGCCGCCGCGCCCACCGUCGCCUCCGCCGCCGCCGAGCGGGGGCACGGGCGGGGGCACGGGCGGGGGCACGGGCGGGCGGGCUGCGGGGCCGCCGCCGCCGCCACGGGCGCGCCUCUCCGCGCCUGUGACGCUGUUGCGGCGCAAGGGCGAGUUUGUGCGCGCCGUGUGCGCGAACUCGCUCAACCCGCUGCAGCUCGCGUACGCCCUCUCCCGCGGCGUGCACCAGAUUGAGCUUGCCGCGGAGGUCGAUUUGUCGACGGCGGCUGGCGCCGGCGCGCCGCCGCUGCCGCCGUCGGCGAUGCAGCUCAGCUGCACCGCGCCCGGCGUCGUCGCGCGCUGUUUGUGCUCCCACCCCAGGCUUCCUCUCUACCUCGUGGGCAGUGACGGCGUCGUUCAGUGCUGGCAGUUUGGCCAGUCCGUGCAGGGGCUCGGUUUGCACGACCACCUCCGCGCGCAAUACGCUCUUCCAGUGGGCACCGCCAGUGGCCACCACGCCACGAGCGUCCGCUUCUCCCCUUGCGGCGAGCUGUUUGGCUGCAUUGACACUACGGGCCGAGUCGGUCUGUGGCGGCUUGGCGGCGCGCGCCCCGACUCGCUCGAGCGCGCGCCGCCCUACGCCCAAAUGCGCUGCCUCUCUCGCGGCGCGGAUCUCUGCUUUGUCGACUCGCCCGUCGUCGUCGCGGCCGCCGGCUCCUCUGGCGGCGCCGAGGAGCCCUCGCUUUGCGUGUGGGACGCUCUCCUCCCACCCGGGCGGUCCGUCGUCGCCUCGUGCGCCGCCCACCCGGAAGGCGGCGUUUGCGUCGCGUAUUUGCCGUCAGAGGGGGUCUUGCUGAGCGGCGGCGCCGGCGGUGAGGUCGUCGUCUUCGAUCUGCGCCAGCGCAGGUUGCGCCACCGCUGGUCGGCGCACGCGCUCGGGGUGCGCACUCUCGCAUGUGGCGAUGGGGGGUCGUGUUUCACCGCUUCGGCCGAUGGCGACUUGAAGCUGUGGGACAUCUCUCGGCCGGGGACCCCGCUCGCGCAUUGGCCACGCGUGCACGAGCCACACACGGCGUCGCCGCUCUUCCAUCCGGUGGGGACGUCGAUCGGCCGCACCUAUGGCGUCAACUGCAUGAUCGAGGAGGGCGGCCGCCUAAUCACCGGCGGUGCGGACGGGCGGCUCCUUUGCCACUGCUUCUGA